Lachancea meyersii CBS 8951 is the source of this 723-nucleotide messenger RNA. The record is from the annotation of a GenBank genome assembly. NCBI's taxonomy places the organism in Eukaryota, Fungi, Ascomycota, Saccharomycetes, Saccharomycetales, Saccharomycetaceae.
AUGUCAAGAAGACAAAACUGGGGUUGCUGGGUCGCAACUCAGUCAAUUUCAGAACAAUUAGUGGAAAGCUUUCUCGACGGGCUCGAGACCAGGGGAUCGAGACCAUUUUGUGAGAAAUCCGAGCCCUGUGGGCUGAAAUGCUGGCAAAUAAGUGUUGAGUCAAAGCUCAUUGGAGAAAUCAGAAUAUAUACAAGGACCUCUGAAUACUCCGACGAUGGUGACGAAAAUAACGUGUUCGAGGCAAGUUUUUUUUGUGAUGAUGAACGCCUUGGAACGGUGUUGCGGGACUGGAUUGCCCAGCAUAGCGAAACUUUUGUUGAAAAAGUGGGAUUUCAAAAUCAAUCAAUGAUGGCAAUCGCGGACUGCGUCCUUCAACAGAGUCUCAAAGAAGUACGGGUCUCUUAUGAGCCUCAAACAGAACAAAAUCAUUUGAAAAAGCUGGAAUUCGAUCUUGCAGAAAGAGACGUGCGCGCGCUGGUGAACAGUCCUGAAAACACCAAUCGGGCACUCUCGGAUUUCGUUCUUCCAUAUUUGCAUGCUCAAACCGGUAUACGAUGCGACACUCUGCCCAUAUCUGAGAUUAGGAUCCGAGAUCGUAUAGUUGUGACACCCAGAUCGCUCACCACACUCGACGGUGAUGGCAGUAUCUUGGCCACCGUCAUCGGAACGCUACUCGAGUUGUUCAAUGCACAGUACCAGCAGUGCACGAUCUCCGCACCCUGA